Myxocyprinus asiaticus (Chinese sucker) is the source of this 5316-nucleotide messenger RNA. RefSeq names its product glutamate receptor ionotropic, NMDA 3B-like. The coding region runs from base 1 to 3342 and encodes 1113 amino acids. The record is from RefSeq and is a predicted model, not a curated record. Lineage: Eukaryota; Metazoa; Chordata; Actinopteri; Cypriniformes; Catostomidae. The transcript has 9 exons. Gene Ontology annotation, cellular component: postsynaptic membrane; plasma membrane. Gene Ontology annotation, biological process: synaptic transmission, glutamatergic; ionotropic glutamate receptor signaling pathway; monoatomic ion transport. Gene Ontology annotation, molecular function: NMDA glutamate receptor activity; transmitter-gated monoatomic ion channel activity involved in regulation of postsynaptic membrane potential.
AUGAAUUUCAUCUUCUACAGAUUCUUGGCAUACUUUUAUUUGGGAUCGCAAAUAUUCCUUCUCCAUACCCUGUUCAUCCAGCCCGCUCGCUCUCACCCGCAGCCCUGCCACAUCCUUGCGCGGAUAGGACACACCGUGCGCCUGGGUGCCCUCCUGCCUUCCCGCCAGCCGGUCCGGGUGCGGGCGGCUCUCAACCGCGCCCUCAGCGGUCUCGCCGAAAGCGGGAACAACUUUCUUCCGUACAACUUGAGCAUGGAAGUGGUGGCUCGGGAAUCCACGAGCGGAGACCCCGAGUCGCUCUUCAGGUGUGUGUGUCAGGAUAUAGUGGUCCAGGGGGUCUCGGCUGUGCUCGCCUUCCCGCAGACCCAGGAGGAAAUAGUACAAAUGGAAUUUAUGUCUUCUUUUUUGGAAAUCCCUUUUAUAAGCAUCAUUGAGCAAGGAGAACCUCUCAGAACUCAGAAUCGCUUCCAUUUGCAGAUGACAACUCAUAUCCCUCCACUGGGACUGGUGGAUCUGCUUCUAGCCGUUUUGCAACGCAGUGGUUGGGAGGAGAGCAUGGCGGUGCUUUGCCAAGGCUGGGAGGAUGCUGGUCUUCUAGAUCUCCUGGACCUCCAAGGCCAUUCUACCUGGGGACCCUCACGCUGGCACCUGCGGGCAACCCUAAACCUCUCCCACAGCAGACCUCACAUGGCUAAUAUUUCUGACUUCCUCUCUGAACACUUUAAUCAGGGUCAUCCUCCGCCAGCCUCGGUCCUGCUUUUUGGGGCCGACCCGGAGUGUGCCUCCUCUGUUCUGCGCAGUGCGCAUGACCUGGGGCUAACAUUGCCCACUGUACAUUGGAUUAUGGGAUAUCCCCUUAGCCCAGAUGCCCUUCAUUCUAUUGGUCUGCCUAUAGGACUGCUGGCCUAUGGAGAGGUCGACCGCAAACCACUGGAUUUUUAUAUUCGCGAUGCUCUUCAGCUCAUUAACCGAGCUGUUACUGCUGCAACAGUCGUACGGCCUGAUCUGGCCCUAAUCCAAAAUAUGGUAAACUGUUUUGACAAACCCAACAAACAUGAGCUGCCCUCAUCUGGACAGUACAUUGCCAGGUUCCUCUCCAACACAUCCUUUGUUGGGCUGACGGGUUCUGUCAUCGUUCAGCGUAACCUCUCUCGUGUACUCACCUCUCAGAGGUUCCACAUUUGGAGCUUGCGCCGUGAUGCCGUUGGUCAGCCCACGUGGGUGACGGUGGGCAGCUGGGAAGGUGGUAAGUUGGAUGUAGAGGAGCAGGGAUUGUGGCAGGACUUGUCCCCCCGUCAACGCACGGAGGGCCAAAUGGGCAGGGAGGGACAGAGAUGGCGGGCGGGCUUUCCAGUGUCGGGAAGCCGUGUACGUGUGGUCACACUAGUGGAACACCCAUUUGUGUUCACUCGAGAGGUAGAUGAGGAUGGGAACUGCCCCGCAGGGCAAUACUGUCUGGAUGCAGGAACCAACAGCUCGGAAACCCUGGACCACUUAUAUGCCGAGCGGGCACAAGGUAACAACAGUUUCUUGCCACCAGAUUACAGCAAGUGUUGCUAUGGAUAUUGUAUUGAUCUGCUGGAGAAACUGGCAGAGGACAUGAACUUCGAGUUUGACCUGUACAUAGUGGGGGACGGUAAAUACGGGGCACUCAAGGGUGGCCAGUGGACAGGGUUGGUGGGUGACCUGCUGAGUGGAGUGGCUGAUAUGGCUGUUACCAGCUUCAGCAUCAACUCAGCGCGUAGUAAAGUGAUAGACUUCACCAGUCCAUUCUUUUCCACGAGUUUGGGAAUACUGGUACGGAGUAAAGACACGGCCGCACCCAUCGGAGCCUUCAUGUGGCCUUUGCAUUGGUCCAUGUGGAUGGGCAUCUUUGUGGCAUUGCACAUUACAGCACUCUUCCUCACCCUCUACGAAUGGAAAAGUCCCUUUGGCAUGACACCGCAUGGACGUAACCGUGUGAAGGUCUUCUCUUACUCCUCAGCCCUUAACCUCUGCUACGCCAUACUCUUUGGUCGCACAGUCUCCAGUAAGACGCCCAAGUGCUGGACUGGACGUUUCCUGAUGAACCUGUGGGCCAUUUUUUGUUUGCUGGUUUUGUCGAGUUACACUGCAAACCUGGCUGCAGUCAUGGUUGGGGAAAAGACCUUUGAGGAGCUCUCUGGAAUACAUGAUGCAAAGCUCCAUCACCCAUCUCAGGGAUUCCGAUUUGGCACAGUUCGGGAGAGCAGUGCAGAGGAUUACAUGAAAAAGAGUUUUCCUGAGAUGCACGAGUAUAUGCUGAAAUUCAACGAGCCCACCACACCCGAUGGUGUUGCCACUCUCAAGACAGAUCCACCUCAACUUGAUGCUUUUAUCAUGGACAAAGCCCUGUUGGACUAUGAGGUGUCCAUUGAUGCUGACUGCAAGCUGCUAACAGUUGGUAAACCGUUUGCUAUUGAAGGUUACGGGAUUGGACUGCCUCAGAACUCACUGCUCACUUCCAACAUAUCUGAGUUCAUCAGUCGCUACAAGUCUGAUGGCUACAUGGACAUGCUGCAUGACAAAUGGUACAAGGUUGUGCCGUGUGGGAAGAGAGUCUUCAUUGUUACAGAGACGCUGCAGAUGGGCAUCCGUCACUUCUCAGGGUUGUUUGUUUUGUUGUGUGUGGGUGUGACCGGGGCCUUACUCACUCUUGUGGGAGAACACGCCUUCUAUCGCCUGGUUCUGCCACAUAUCCGCCGCAAACAGAAGUUCAAAUACUGGCUUCACACCAGCCAGAAAAUCCACAGAGCUCUGAACAUGACUUAUGAGGAUGUGAAACGACAGCGGGCAAAUGCAGAGAAAAGUUGUAACAUCCAGAAAGCUCAACCACAUCCGCCACCUCCACCUGCUUCACUUGGAGCCUUUGCCAGAUGGAACAACGAAAGCACCAAUUCACCACAGGAUUCCAAGGACAAGAGGGUCCAUUUCAACCUGGAGUCCCUCAACACACGCCGUCUCCUCCCCCGUGCCAUGGCGGAGGGGGGUCAGAGUAGCACUGCCUCUGUGUUCAGCUCUGGGGCAGGAAGUCUGUUGGCGAGGGUGUGUGAAAAUGGAGGGCCCGUUGCUCAGCGGCCCACCUCUUCGGUGAGUUCCUCAAGCCCCCCCAGAGAGGGUGAGCUUGAGGAGCUCCAGGCAAAAAUCGAGGAGAUCCGUGGUCAAUUAAAAGCCGCUUUGGCUCGCAGGGCGGAGCUUCAGACUACACUGGCUAAGGAACAGUCGGCUGCCACUGAAGUCCCGGCGACCAAAGUGGCUCCGCCCACAGUUACAGCUACCAUUUGCCCCGCCCUCACCAAAGAGCCAUCAGAUUUGAAAAGGUGAUGCUCAAAACGACUGGAAGAAAUAUGACAAAGGACAUGUUUUUCUAUCAGUAUCCUCCAAAAGACUUUCAUAUAAACGUGGAAUCUUUUAAAAGCUUCAUGCUAAGGCAACACUGACCUUUGGUACAGUUUUGCUAAUGAUAACGCUAAAAAGACCUCAUGUGGCUUAUUUUCUAAACAUCACAUAACCCAACUGGUUAAACUAGGAGCUGCCUGGUUGGGGAUUCUUUCAAAUCAUUGGGUUGUUUGAGGACUUACAGAGCAGAAUAUAAGGAUGAAAGCACCAGCAAGCCCAUGCUUUCCUCUCAGCAGCCUGAUAUACAAGCUAAUUUAAUUUAGUCACAUCCAAGAAGGUCCAUUCCCUCUGCCAAGCUGUUUCGACUAUUAUUUUCAUGUCUGUUCAGGAUAAGGAACAGAAUAAAACCUGAAUUGACAGUAUGCUGCACCAGAGACCUCAUCAUGGAGUCAGAAGCAGAAAAAGGACCUUGUGUUUGCCGCUUUGGCAAUGACUUUAAAGCUUGUGUCUGAUCUGAAAACUGCUAUUGUUUAAGGAAUAUUCAAUACAAGUUAAGCUCUAUGGACAGCAUCUGUGGCAUGCUGUCAGUAACCACAAACAAUAAUUUUGACCUGUCCCUCUGUUAGUAAAAACUAGUAAAAUUAAAGUCUAUGGGACAAGGGAUUGCAGUUACCACUCUGUCUGUGCAAAGUUAUAUCCAAUUUUUCAACUCAAUUGUAAAGCCUGGUAACUUUCACACAAAGCGCUCAAGUAUGCCAGAAUAGAACGUAAUGUAACUACCCGCAAAGUACCGUUUACGUGGAACCAACUCCACCUACAGGACUUAGAUUUGUAACACCCUUCAAGUUUAUCCAACUAGAACAGUUGUUCCAACUCUAAAAGGAUGAUUCAGACAACUUUACAACUCAAAUAACAUUUUUGUGCAGAAGAAUUAAAAUAAAUGCUUUUACAAACAUAUGAGCUUCACAUUUCUGCUGGAAUGCCUUUCCCUAUUGAUUUCCAUAUGUAUAUUAUAGUGCGAUAUCUGCUUGUUUUUCCGAACUAAAUGGCGAGUCAAAAUUAUUGUCUCUGGUUAUCGAUAUGUCACAGAUGAUAAAAGCUAUAUUCAACCCAGAACCUUCCUUUAAUUGACCCUUUUUUUUCUCUAGAAGGUUUGACAUAAGGUUUGACAUUUGAAUGGCCAGGUUGCCUGUUUGAAUUAAGUUCUGUGUUAAAAUAAAUAAACUUGAUCUUAUAAAUUUGACAUCUUACUUGAAAUAAUCCAGCUCAGGGCUGUAUUUAUGGGUGUUAAUUGCAUUAACUGAGCGCUACAUCAUUUCAAAUCAAAUAAGUCACUUUUCUUGAUGCAAUCAAAACCAAAUAUCAUCUAUAUGCAUAGUUAACCUCUAGUUAAUAUUUCUAGCUUGAUUUCUGGUACAAUGUGAUUUUAGUGACAAUUCUAGAUUAUGAUAUUACAUACAUUUAGGACCUCACCUUCAAAAGAGAUUAACAUUUAUAAUGACAUUGAUCUUGGAAGAUUUUUGGAAGAUCUGAAGGAUGGGUUUUUCAGCUGGAAAUCCAAGGAUGUUCAACACAAAAUGUUCUCAAAUAAUGCAAAAACAAAAAAUGUUUUCUACAUUUCAGUUCACAUACAUUACCAGUCAAAAGUUUGGACUCAAAAUCUCAUUAUUAUAACUCUUUUUCCACAAGAUGUUAAAUCAAAACACUCCUACAUUUUAGCUUCUUUCAAGUAGCCACCCUUUGGUUAGAUUACAGCUCUGCAUUUUUUGGGAAUUCUCUAAACCAAUGUCAUAAGGUCUCCAACUGAAAUGCAAUACUGACAUGCAGUAUGCUGGGCACUUGUUGGCUGUUUUUCCUUCACUAUAUGGUCAAACUCAAACAUUAAAAAAAUCUUUAAUUGUUUUGUGAAAUAAAUUCAUCCAUGAGCACAAUUUAUAUUUGUCAGCAAAACUAAUUACA